This is a messenger RNA of Trichechus manatus latirostris (Florida manatee), 4264 nucleotides long. It is a transcript of the gene CUL2, whose product is annotated as cullin 2. Gene Ontology annotation, biological process: SCF-dependent proteasomal ubiquitin-dependent protein catabolic process; protein ubiquitination. The record is from RefSeq and is a predicted model, not a curated record. NCBI's taxonomy places the organism in Eukaryota, Metazoa, Chordata, Mammalia, Sirenia, Trichechidae. The transcript is spliced from 16 exons. The coding region runs from base 1262 to 3013 and encodes 583 amino acids. Gene Ontology annotation, molecular function: ubiquitin protein ligase binding; protein-macromolecule adaptor activity. Gene Ontology annotation, cellular component: Cul2-RING ubiquitin ligase complex; SCF ubiquitin ligase complex.
GAUUUCCUAACUGCUGCUUCCAUGGGCAUUGUUUGGGGAUGCAAGUAAAAUGAAAUCCUUGAGAACUUCAAUAUUUUCUCUGUUUAUCAUGAUAUGGCUUAUUGAUCCAGUCGUGAGGAUAUUUGUUUCUUUAUGUUGAGGUGUAAUCCAUACUGAAGGCUGUGGUCUUUGAUCUUCAUUAGUAAGUACUUCAAGUCCUCUUCACUUUCAGCAAGCAAGGUUGUGUCACCUGCAUAAUGCAGGUUGUUAAUGAGUCUUCCUCCAAUCCUGAUGCCGCAUUCUUCUUCAUGUUGUUAUAGGGAGGACAGUUUAGUUAUUAAGCACUAGGAGAUAUCAGUGUUUUUCUAGGCAAUGCUUUACUUGAUUCCAAUUUGUAGAGGUCUUUUGAGAUCGUAGACAAAUGGUGAGAGUCCUAAGAAUGGCAGGAGUAGAAGUUUUCCUGGCACUGAGUAAGGAAAAUAGAAUUUGUUCAUAAAAAGAAUUUUAGGUAACCUGGUUUUCCAAAUAUUCAGAUAGUUCUCAUUCUUGAUUGGUUUUCAUUUGGUCUGGAUAAAGUUUAAAGGAAAAAGAUAAGUAGUCGGUUCCAAAUAGAUAGGUUAGAUCAUUCUUUCACCAGAUUGAACUUAUGCUUAAGAAAGAACCAGUGGAAGGUGAGCAGAGGAAAGGAGCUCACUGCGUGUGACCUUAUGUGAACUCAUUUUUCUUAUUAGUAAUGUUAAGGGGUAGACUUUGUAUUUAAGACUCUGACUGACAAAAUUACUGUAGCGAUACUAAUUCAUGUACAAAAUAUCCAGUUAAUUAAAGGAAAAAUGAAAGAGGAUUAGAGGGAUGCAGAGGCAGGGAGGGACACUAAUUCAUAAAGAUAAUUGCCUCAAUGCUUUUCUUAAACUUAAAUGUUUAGAGCAUAUUUAUAUCCCAGUAUAAAUAACAAGAAGCUUUCACUAGGGCAUGUUGAUAGCAUAUUUUUUGUGACUCUCUUUAUAAAGAUAAUUAAUUUAAAAAAUUUUAAAGUAUAAUGGAAGAUUACCAAUAGCAAGGUCAACCUUUGACCUCAUAAUGGUUUGAUAUGAGCAUUAGUAGUGGAGUCAGAAAUUCCCAACGUAGGGCCAGACUGUUUUACUGUGGCUUUCAGUAAAUUUUUUUUUUUUUUCAAUUUCACUUUCCUAUUUCUAUAACUUAGAAAAGCUAAUAUUUACGUGCAUUUCUUAUUUGAUUGUUCAGACUGGUGUCUCAGUAGUGCCAUUGAGUGGGAACUUAUCAAAUGUCACAUGGAUUAUUGAGUGAUCGUGGUGGAGAAGACCCGAACCAGAAAGUAAUCCAUGGGGUUAUUAACUCCUUUGUUCAUGUUGAACAGUAUAAGAAAAAAUUCCCCUUAAAGUUUUAUCAGGAAAUCUUUGAGUCUCCCUUUCUGACUGAAACAGGAGAGUAUUACAAACAAGAAGCUUCAAAUUUAUUACAGGAAUCAAACUGCUCACAGUAUAUGGAAAAGGUUCUAGGUAGAUUAAAAGAUGAAGAAAUUCGAUGUCGAAAAUACUUACAUCCAAGUUCAUAUACUAAAGUGAUUCAUGAAUGUCAGCAACGAAUGGUGGCAGACCACUUACAGUUCUUACAUGCAGAGUGUCAUAAUAUCAUCCGACAAGAGAAAAAAAAUGACAUGGCAAAUAUGUAUGUCUUACUUCGUGCUGUGUCCACUGGUUUACCUCAUAUGAUUCAGGAGCUGCAAAAUCAUAUCCAUGAUGAGGGCCUCAGAGCAACCAGUAAUCUUACUCAGGAAAAUAUGCCAACACUGUUUGUGGAAUCAGUUUUGGAAGUACAUGGUAAAUUUGUUCAACUUAUCAACACUGUUUUGAAUGGUGAUCAGCACUUCAUGAGUGCACUGGAUAAGGCCCUUACAUCAGUAGUAAAUUACAGAGAACCCAAAUCUGUUUGCAAAGCACCUGAACUGCUUGCUAAGUACUGUGACAACUUACUAAAGAAAUCAGCAAAAGGGAUGACUGAGAAUGAAGUAGAAGACAAACUCACGAGCUUCAUUACCGUUUUCAAAUAUAUUGAUGAUAAGGACGUUUUUCAAAAGUUCUACGCAAGAAUGCUGGCAAAACGUUUAAUUCAUGGGUUGUCUAUGUCUAUGGAUUCUGAAGAAGCCAUGAUCAAUAAGUUAAAGCAAGCCUGUGGUUAUGAGUUUACCAGCAAGCUACAUCGGAUGUAUACAGAUAUGAGUGUCAGUGCUGAUCUCAACAAUAAGUUCAACAAUUUUAUCAAAAACCAAGACACAGUAAUAGAUUUGGGAAUUAGUUUUCAAAUAUAUGUUCUACAGGCUGGUGCAUGGCCUCUUACUCAAGCUCCUUCAUCUACAUUUGCAAUUCCCCAGGAAUUGGAAAAAAGUGUACAGAUGUUUGAAUUAUUUUACAGCCAACAUUUCAGUGGAAGGAAACUUACAUGGUUACAUUAUCUCUGUACAGGCGAAGUUAAAAUGAACUAUUUGGGCAAACCGUAUGUAGCCAUGGUCACAACAUACCAAAUGGCAGUUCUCCUUGCCUUUAACAACAGUGAGACCGUCAGCUAUAAAGAGCUUCAAGACAGCACCCAGAUGAAUGAAAAGGAACUGACAAAAACCAUCAAAUCUUUACUUGACGUCAAAAUGAUUAACCAUGAUUCAGAAAAGGAAGACAUCGAUGUAGAAUCAUCAUUUUCAUUAAAUAUGAACUUCAGCAGUAAAAGAACAAAAUUUAAAAUUACUACAUCGAUGCAGAAAGACACACCACAGGAAAUGGAGCAGACUAGAAGUGCUGUAGAUGAGGACCGGAAAAUGUAUCUCCAAGCUGCUAUAGUUCGUAUCAUGAAAGCACGAAAAGUGCUUCGGCAUAAUGCCCUUAUUCAAGAGGUGAUUAGCCAGUCAAGAGCUAGGUUUAAUCCAAGCAUCAGCAUGAUUAAGAAGUGUAUUGAAGUUCUGAUAGACAAACAGUAUAUUGAACGCAGCCAGGCGUCAGCAGAUGAAUAUAGUUACGUUGCGUGAUGUUGCGCUCCUCCACGUGCGGGUGUAAGAAGAUCAUUGCCAUCACCAUUUGGUGUGUUCCUGUGGGAAAAAGCAGGCCUGUGCCUCCAUAAUUUGGUCAUUUGGGAGCCCCUGUUUUCUGCUGUUUACAACAUCACCAGUGCCACGUCAUGAGCGUCAAGGAAAAUGCCUAUAGAUAUUUCAAGCUCAUGUCAUUGUGACAUUUCUUAAAACUUUAUUAAAAGAAUGAGUGAAGUAUUGCUGAAAUGUGAAAAUUUGGUUGGGUACCAUGCUUUUUCUCCCUUCACGUUUGCAGUUGAUGUGUUUUUUUUUUUUUAAAUGUAUCUUCAAGGACAUAAAAUUAAAAAACCUAAAUAUUGUAAUAUGACAGAUAACCUAAUAAUUGUAUCUACAUUAAACUGACAAACAUGAUAUUGCUGCUUGUCAAAUAAAAAAAAAUAAAGAAAUAGUAUGCUUUUUUUAUGUGGAUGGAAUGUCAGGUUGGCUGUGAAAUUCUAUAUAUAAAUGUUGGUGAGUCAUCAAACAGGUAAUGAAUGCGCUUUAGUUGCUUUUUAUCUGAAUGGUUUAAUUUCACUUGUACUUCUUAAAUCCUACAUGAAAAAUGUCUAGAUUAUUGUUCCUGAACAUAUAAAAAAAUGCAUUCAACGUAAAGAAUGCUUUAUUUUUAUGGAUUAGAACUACGUUGGAUAUGACCUUUGGAAUAUUGAGGAUUUAAUGCCAUCAAGCGUUUCUGGUGAUGUGCUAUGUACACCAAGUAUGAGGGGAAUAUGUGGUGACCUCGAGUCUGGCAUAGAAAGAACUUUUCAUUCAGAAGUCAUCUUAUUUCUGUUUUCAUCGUACGUUAAUUCUAAUACAGCUUGAUACCCGAGCUCUAUUGUCUUGCCUUUUACCUUUCCUUGAGUCAUAGGAGAUCCUGUGAUACCAAUGUAUUCCUUUCAUACUCUCUCCCUACUUACUGCUCUGUCAUGCCCUUCUUUCCUUAACACUUCAGAGACUAGACUCAGUCAUAUGUCACAGGUGUGUUUAGCAAUGCAUAGCCUGUAUAUCUUUUUUAAUCUGCAUAGUGCAUGACACUAGAAGCCACUUUAGGAUAUAGAGACAUGAAGUGGCAUCAUUUUAUUAUAUAUGUUGACAGCAGUAUUAAGAUAGCCCAAAACCAAACUUAUUGCCAUCGAGUCAAUUCCAAGUCAUAGCAACCCUAUAGGACAGAGUAGAACUACCCCAUAGUGUUUCCAAGGCUGUCAACUUUAC